Molecule: messenger RNA, 1296 nt
Organism: Hyaloscypha bicolor E
Lineage: Eukaryota; Fungi; Ascomycota; Leotiomycetes; Helotiales; Hyaloscyphaceae
Exons: 3
Coding region: 1-1296 (431 amino acids)
Source: RefSeq, a predicted model, not a curated record
AUGACGCUGAAUCUCAAUUUGCCACCAAACAACUCUCAGAGCCCCACUUUAUCAUCAUCCGAAACAGAAAUAGCAUCGGCUCCGUCCACCGCUGGCCGGAUUCCACCUGAUGAGUAUACUCACGGAGAGUUCGAAAACCAGCCCGACGUUGAGAACGAUCUCAAUCGCCCCGUGCAAGGGUACCCUGAAUUGGCCAAGCUGAUUGUGGACUACCCCGACUUUGAAGCGUUUCAAUCCUUCAAAGAUCUGAGUAUCAAAAGCCUGCUUUACCACCAAGCCGAGCUAGAUAAGCUGAGAAAAGACCUCCAUAAGCUGGAAUGGAGAGACUUCCAGAAUGAACCAUUUCCCGACGCAAAAAAGUGUUGUGUGAGAGCAAGCACCAUAUUACUUGGCAAGGAUUCAGAAAAUGUGAAUGCUAGAAAGCAGUAUAACCUAAUUAAGAGAAUACGAGAGGUUUUGAAGGAAUACCAUGAGGAACUGCUCCGAUAUUCACAGAUCACAGCCCUGCCAGAAGCUGACAGUUUCAACGUGAAUAGUCUCCGCACCUGGCUGAGCAAACGCGACUUAGAAGAACAAAUUCAAGGGCCGGGCUCAAAGAGCUGGGAAGCUCUGGACAGUGAAGCCACUCCACAGCGAAAUUCUCUCUGGUCCAGAACCUGGGGAAUUAUUCGCAGCCCAUUCUGGACGCCAACGCCAGAGAAGUCCAAAUUUGAUCUCGUCGUUCCUCGUGCUGGCACCAAAGUAGAUGGCCUUGCUCGAUGGGUUGCCAACGAGUUCGUACCGUAUUACCAGUACUUGAAGGAUCGCAAGGAGAAUCUAAAACAGGCUUCAGUUGAUGAAGAGAGUGGAACCGAUAAAGUGAAGGAGAAGGAACGCUGUGCUUCUUCGACCAAGGGAAAUAGAACUUUUGGAGUCUUCCCAAGUUUUAAGCUCAAGAGCUCAGCACAGAAAGCAGCAGACCCCGAGAAGCCGACUAUAACCUCAUACAGAGAAGGUCCCAUGCUACGCUUCACCUCCUUCAUAGCCACCAUCGUAGCCUGCCUUCUUCCUACCGUUGCAAUCGCAGUUCUCGCUCAACUGCAUACUAUAGGAGAGCUACUUGGCAUCAUUGCCGUGUUCACCGCUGUUUUUGCCGGUGGGCUAAUGAUGCUUGUGGAUUCGGGGACGUCGAGAGUCGAAAUCUUCACUGCAACUGCUGCAUUCUCUGCGGUGAUGGUCGUCUUUGUUCAGAACCAGAAUGGUGGGGCAAAUACUUCAGGUGGCACUUCGCUGGCUCUGAAUGGAACGCAUGUCUAG